AUGGACUCGUGGCAGAGCUUCGCCGACGGCCUUGGUUCCUUCGAUGCGAACACCGACCAACAUCGCCAAAACCUUGUGGAUAGGCACGACGAGACGUGUCGAUGGGUCUUUGAGACGUCCGAGUAUCGCGAAUGGAUAGAGGACCAGGGAAAAUUCCUCUUGAUGACCGGUCCUCCCGGUGUGGGGAAGUCGGUCCUGGCGUCGGUGGUUAUCGAAGAACUGCGGCGACAACAGCAAAUCGUCACGUAUUGGUUCUGCGGUCGUGAAAGCACGCAGAACCCAAACGCUCUGGCAAGAUGUGUUCUGAAACAACUGGUCGAAGAGACAGUCGGCGGUUACACACCGUCGUCUUCGAUCUAUGAGUUGAGAAGUAUGAAUGAAGACGAUGACGAUCCUGGACAGCUAUGGGAUGCGUUGACAACUCUCCUGCGCACCAUCAACCAAGUUCCACGUCCAGUCUACUUGGUCAUCGACGGUCUCGAUCAUCUGAGCGACGAUACCUUAGGUGACGUGACGUCGACUCUCCAAAGGCUUCACACCGAACACAACUUCGACGUCUUCGUCACGGCGAGAUGCCUGCUUCCUCAACUCGACAUCCUCGGUCUCACAGCUACCUUGGAGUACACCGACGGCGGAGAGGACUUGAACCAAUACAUCAUAGCCAGCCUAAGGUCUAACACAGAGCUGCUUCCCAGGGCAUCAGAACUCGCGGAAGCCGUCAUGGAGGGGUCCGAGGGAUUAUUCUCUUUUGCCGACCAGAUCCUAGAUUGUCUGCUGGAGGCGCCCUAUUCCGAACCAGACGGCAAAAGCCCGGCGGCGUGGACCGCAAUGGACACCAAACUCGGCCUCUUCUUCGACGGCUUACUAGAGCGUGUUCUCAGCCAGCCAGAUACCAGCGCGACGUGUUGCGCAUUCAGAUGGAUCCUCUUCGCCCGCAGGCCCCUUUCGAUGAGGGAGCUCCAGCACGCGCUCGCCGACAAUGCCACCAAGCAUCUAUGGAACACGAAGGAACCUCUUCACCAGGCGGUGGAGCCCCUUUAUCAUACGGUUGAGCCAGACACCGUCAUUGCGGCACUGAGAGGCUUGGUGCGGGUUGACAAGAUCACGGGGAUGGUCUCGUUCUUCCACUCGGCCGCGGAGGGGUACUUCCGUCAACGUUCGGAGCGGUUUCCAAAUGCGCAGGAGGAGAUAACCGCGUCUUGUGUGCGGUUGUUGACGUUUGCUUGUCUUCCUUCCCCGAGCGAGGCCAACUGGGUCAUCGAAGAUUCCACAGAUAUCAAAAGAGAACAAUCGACAUCCUCUCGUAACGGGCUGAAUGGCUCCGAAGAUACAGCUGAAGAAACUCCGGCUCACAGCCCCUGGCUUCCGCGCAUGAUGGACAAGCUAUACCAUCCCACGCAGUCCUAUUCCCACCAAUACCGACCCGCGCAGAACCCCUUUCAAGUCAAGCUCCAAAUGCCAUCCAACAAGGGCUUCUUCCAGUCCAAGAGAGGAUACGAGGAGAAGUUACGCCUACAGCCUUCGCUGCAGUACGCGGCCUGUAAUUGGGGCUACCACGCCCAAGCAUCUGCCGAACUCAGCGAGGAUGUCUUGGACCUGCUACGAGACAAGACAAGAGUUGAGGGCAUAAGCCAGACCAUCGCCUUCGAAAAGGCUGGCUACACCGAAAAGUUUCCCCAAGACGUCACCGGCCUCCACCUCGCCGCCUACUUCGGACUCGCACACGCAGCGACCCGCCUCCUCAAAGACGGCGUCCCGGUCAGCAGCAGGGACAGCCGUGGAGAGACGCCGCUCUGGUGGGCCGUCAAAGACGACCAGCACGAGGUCGCCCGGCUUCUCAGCUUCAAGGACACCGUAACCCUGCAUCUCCUCAUCCGGGCCAAGCAGAAGACGUUGAUGCCGCUGCUCGAGGCCCUGCUGGAAGCUGGGUACAACGUCAACACGGCUGACAUCGAGAAGUGGACGCCCCUGCACGCCGCCGUGGCCUCGGGGGACGUCCAAGUGGCCGAGAGGCUGGUCGUCGCAGGCGCGGACGUCGACGCGCGGGACGUCAACGGCGCGACGCCGCUUGGCCUGGCGCUGGAGUCGCGCAACUUUGAGCUGAUACAGAUUCUCGUCGCCAACGGCGCCGAUACGAGAGGCGUGGACUUGGAGAGGAUACGCGGGGUGUUUGGGUUGCAGGAUGAUGACUCGCUUGAGAUGUACGAGGACGGCGAGGGGAGGCGGAUCUUGAGACAGAUUCCGAGGGAGUUCUCGUGGACUGCGGCGAACGAGGAUGACACCGGGAGGUUCUCCAUUAACCUCCUCAACCUGAACAAACACCUCCCGGGCCUCCGCGACCUGAGCGUGGAGCAGCUGCACAGUCUCAAGCCUGACGCGCCCUUCGUCCUCCGCAUCCAUCAGUCGACGGAUGUGGAGCACGAGAAGAGCACGUGGGUCUACUACCUCAAGAUCGAGCUGCCGGCGGCGUCGCUCGAGUCCCGGAAGUACCGCGCCCUGGGGAUCUGCUGGAACGUGGCACCGCACACGGACGACCACGGCGUGCAGUCGUGGACCACGACGGCGCACCUAAGUAAUCUUCAGGACAUCUGGUUGCCGUCCAAGGGCAUCGAGCUGUUCCGGGCCUUUGUCUCGCAGGUUCGGCGGAGGUGGGGUUUGCUAGUUAAGAAUACCAUCAGCAUGGUGAACAGCGAUAGACGCCGCGAGGUCCUGGGCGCGAACGGCGGCGACCCCAACCUCCUCGGCACGCUCCUGAAAGACGCGCUGAAGUCCGUCAACUACCGACAGCGGCUGCAGGUGACGGCCGGCGAGGCCAAGGUGUUCGCGACGGAGUACUGCCACCGGCACGACGACGUCGGCGAGCUCGAGGGGCUCCUGGGGCUGAUCGACGCGUUUGCGGAGGACGUGGGGGAUUACAUCGGGCAGUUGGACGAGAUUUCGAGGGAUCUCAUCCAGAUGGAGUUCAACUUGGUCUCGAUCAACGAGGCGAGGCAGUCAGUGAAGAUGGCGGCUAGUUUGAAGCGGUUGAGCUGGAUUACCUUCAUCUUUCUUCCUCUCACCUUCGUUGCGACGUCAUUCGGUAUGAACAUUGACAUCCUGGCGGAGGAACCUCCGUGGUACUAUUACCUCCCAUUCGCCGGCGCCACCAUACUGCUCACAUCGGCAGUAUGGCUCAUCUUCAAAUACAGCAGACUGGAGGAAAAGAUCGAAAGAGUCAUGGCAUCGGUGUUACAGAAGCGGAAAAACCGCGAUGGUCAACUGAUGUACAUCUCAUGA
This is a messenger RNA of Colletotrichum karsti, 3276 nucleotides long. Its product is annotated as ankyrin repeat-containing protein. Gene Ontology annotation, biological process: metal ion transport; transmembrane transport. NCBI's taxonomy places the organism in Eukaryota, Fungi, Ascomycota, Sordariomycetes, Glomerellales, Glomerellaceae. Gene Ontology annotation, molecular function: metal ion transmembrane transporter activity; protein binding. Bases 1 to 3276 code for a protein of 1091 amino acids. Gene Ontology annotation, cellular component: membrane. The record is from RefSeq and is a predicted model, not a curated record. The transcript has 9 exons.